UAUUGUAUAACAACAAACACGGGCCUGUCACAUGUUACGGUCAUGUGACCUAUCGUCUACACUUCCGGUUAUCAUGGCGGCGGCUGCGUCAGUCUUCCACAGAGUGAGAACUGGCUCGAAAUUAGGAGCCCAGUAUGACCAGGAAGGCAACCUGAUUCAGGUGGAAACCCGAGAGGAUGAAGAGCAGAACGUCAAGCUGGCGGAGAUCCUGGAGCUCCUGCUGGCUGCUGGAUACUUCAGAGCACGAAUUAAAGGACUGUCACCGUUCGAUAAGGUGGUCGGCGGUAUGACCUGGUGCAUCACCACGUGUAACUUUGACGUCGACGUGGAUCUUCUUUUCCAGGAAAACUCCACCAUCGGCCAGAAAAUAGCUCUGACGGAGAAAAUCGUGUCUGUGCUUCCGAAGAUGAAGUGUCCUCAUCGACUGGAGCCACAUCAAAUCCAAGGGCUGGAUUUUAUCCACAUUUUCCCAGUGAUACAGUGGCUGGUGAAGAGAGCCAUAGAGACCAGGGAGGAGAUGGGAGACUAUGUGAGAGCCUACUCCAUCUCUCAGUUCCACAAGACCCACAGCCUCCCAGAGGAUGAAGAGUUUCUGCAGAGGAAAGAGCAGGCUGUGAGUGCAGUCCUGGACGUGUUGGAAGUGUACAAGCCCCAGAGGAAGUACAGGAGGCAGAAGGAUGCGGGGGAGCUGCUGGACGAGGAGUCCAGAGUUCACUCCACUCUGCUGGAAUACGGCAGAGUGUCAGAGUUCCUCCUGCGAUACGGAUUCAGCAAACAGUCCAAACAAGACAAGGUGGAUGACAGGAAGGCUUCGCUGGCCGGCGGCGCCCAGGCGCUGCCCCCUGGGAUGGCGGAGGUGUCGGAGGAAGACGACCUGCAGGCGGCGGAGGAGAUGAGAAUCAAAACCCUGAUGACCAGCAUGGCCGCCAUGGCUAACGAAGAGGGGAAGCUGACGGCGAGUGCGGUGGGUCAGAUCGUGGGACUGCAGUCUGAGGAGAUCAAACAGAUCGCCUCCGAGUACGCCGAGAAGCAGUCCGAGCUGUCGGCGGAGGAGCGUUCAGAGCGCUACGGCCCCCUGCAGCAGCACCGCAGGGCGGUGGCUUCGCUCAACAAGCAGAUCCAGAACAAGACUAAAGAACUGGAGGAGCUAAAAGCCAAGCAUGCCGAGGUGAAGAAAGGCUGCGACGAGGUCAAGAGAAGCCUGACGGAGGCCACCGAGCGCUCAGAGAAACUGGACAAGGAGCUGAAGUCUGUGGAGGAGCUGGAGGAGCAGGCCGACAGCAGCGUGUUGGACAAGCUGAGGGCUCUGGUGACCAUGAGCGAGAACCUGAAGCAGCAGGAGCAGGAGUUCCGCACACACUGCCGAGAGGAGAUGGUCCGUCUGCAGCAGAACAUCGAGGAGCUGAAGGCGGCGACGGGGCAGGACACGGAGGAGCAGAAGGAGAGGAACCAGCUGAUAGACAAACAGUACGACACGGACAGAGAGAAGCUGCAGAAGAUCCGCCUGCUCAUGGCCCGGAGGAACCGCGAGAUCGCCAUCCUGCAGAGGAAGAUCGACGAGGUGCCGAGCCGGGCCGAGCUGACCCAGUAUCAGAAGAGGUUCAUCGAGCUCUACAGCCAAGUGUCUGCAACACACAAAGAGACCAAGCAGUUCUUCACUCUGUACAACACGUUAGACGACAAGAAGGUUUACCUGGAGAAGGAGGUGAAUCUGCUGAACUCCAUCCACGACAACUUCCAACAGGCCAUGUCGUCUUCAGCAGCCAAGGAUCAGUUCCUCAGGCAGAUGGAGCAAAUCGUGGAGGGCAUUAAACAGAGUCGCAUCAAGAUGGAGAAGAAGAAGCAGGAGAACAAAAUGAGAAGAGAUCAGCUGAAUGACGAGUACCUGGAGCUGCUCGACAAGCAGAGGCUUUACUUCAAAACAGUGAAGGACUUUAAAGAGGAGUGUCGGAAGAACGAGAUGCUGCUGUCCAAGCUGAGGGCCAAAGGAGCGUCGUAGUGAGCUGAUCCCAGACGGACG
Scatophagus argus is the source of this 2020-nucleotide messenger RNA. RefSeq names its product coiled-coil domain containing 93 (gene ccdc93). The transcript is spliced from 24 exons. Lineage: Eukaryota; Metazoa; Chordata; Actinopteri; Scatophagidae. Gene Ontology annotation, biological process: Golgi to plasma membrane transport. The record is from RefSeq and is a predicted model, not a curated record. Bases 32 to 1999 code for a protein of 655 amino acids.